GUUAUUUCAAAUUUGUUCUGUGCAGUGACAAGAAAUGAAGCACGUAGUCAUCUUUAGCGCGAUUCUUGUCGCUUUGACACAUUGUGUCAGUGCCGGUGAUGUUCCCUCACAGGAUAUCGCGAGCCCUAUAGAGGGAAGACUUGCUCCAGUCGAAGGUGAACGUUUUAUACUCAGCCUGACGAGUAUGAACUGGUUUGCUGCCUAUGGUUUUUGUAAUCAGCAAAACACCACACUUCUAUCACUGGAAUUAGGAAACACAGACAACAAAAAGACACAGUUUAAAGCUUUUAUCAACUUAUACCAUCUCCAAGAUCAUUCGUACUGGAUAUACGGUAAUCGGCUAGAAGACGAUGUAACCUUCCGUUGGGGUUUAGGUAGUCUACCAAUUUCUUAUACCGAUUGGUCUUCCGGCCAGCCAGAUAACUUUGGUGGACAACAACGCUGCAUAAAAUUAUUUACGAAUCUCCUGUGGGACGACGAAGACUGCUUUGCUAAAUAUUACGCUGUUUGUCAAAAGUAUUAAUUGUUGCUGGCUUUUAUAGCUUUAUUCCUAGUUGGAAAUGUCUAAUGUUCUAAAUGGAUAUUACUUCUAAACAGGGUUAAAAUACAUGAAUUAACUAUCUUAUUAAAAGCAUAUAUAAAUUAA
Bactrocera tryoni is the source of this 646-nucleotide messenger RNA. RefSeq names its product C-type lectin 37Db-like. The record is from RefSeq and is a predicted model, not a curated record. The transcript has 4 exons. Gene Ontology annotation, biological process: biological process involved in interspecies interaction between organisms. NCBI's taxonomy places the organism in Eukaryota, Metazoa, Arthropoda, Insecta, Diptera, Tephritidae. Bases 35 to 523 code for a protein of 162 amino acids. Gene Ontology annotation, molecular function: carbohydrate binding. Gene Ontology annotation, cellular component: external side of plasma membrane.